UUCUCACAUCUCACCCAAACUUGUCAAAGAGGGACCUCUCCAUCAGACAGACAACCUAACCUCAGGAUUCCUUCUCCAUGCCCUCCUACUUCUACUGUCACCUUGGUACUGUAUCUUUACAUUCAUUACCUUUAGGAUGUACUCUGUUGUCAGGACCUUGCCUCAACGUUCACUUCACCUGGGAAGUCCCUGAUGUCCCCAGCCUGUCUUGCAGAAGGAGAUUCCAGAACUGGGAGACAGAGAAGUGGAUGUGUUGGUGCCAUCCAGGUUUGUCAGUCAUUUUUACAACUUAAAGUGCAACUCAAGUCCGAAUCCAGCAGACUAAAAGUCACAAGGACACUACUGUAACCGCGACUCUUUAUCAUCGAACUCAUGAAACCUCAAGAGCAGGUGACAGACCUGUCAUACUAAUGGGCCUGUUCAGAAGCUCUCAGGCAGACAAUGAGAAAGGUGUGGCUGGCUGUGGUGGUUCUUCUGAUACACUUCACUGAGCUGAGAGGAUCUAUGGGCCUGGAUGGAAGAUGCCUGUCUAAGCCCACCUGCACUGAGUGUCUGAGAAGCCUUGGCUGUGCCUGGUGUAAACAGAAGGAUUUCCUGGCGCAAGGGGAGCCAGACGAGCGUCGCUGUGACAGGGAGGAGGCACUGAGAAAGAGACACUGCUCUGACGGACAGGUCCUGAACCCCCAGCCUGCAAUACGGAGCAGGGCAGAGGAGCCAAUGGGGAACGGGGUUCAGCUAGAGCCACAGAACCUCCACCUUAAGCUAAGAGUUGGCAUGCCCCAGUCAUUUGAGGUGAGGUUCAGGCGUGCAGAGGUUUAUCCCAUAGACCUGUACUACCUGAUGGACCUGUCUUUCUCCAUGAAAGAUGACCUGAAGAAUAUUAGGAACCUGGGACGGGAGGUGGCCACUGCCAUGAAGAACAUCACCAGUGCUCUCAGGAUAGGCUUUGGUUCCUUUGUGGAUAAGGUGGCGGUACCCUACGUCAGUACAGUGGAGGCCAAACUGGCCAACCCAUGCAUUGAGGGGUACAAGAACCCCUGCCAGCCUGCCUUCAGCUUCAAACAUGUACUGAAGCUCACUGAGGAUGUUGAAGAGUUUGAGAGAAAGGUGAGCAAGCAGAGCAUCUCCAGUAACCUAGACAACCCAGAGUCAGGCUUUGACGCCAUCAUGCAGGUGGCUGUCUGUCAGGAUGACAUUGGCUGGGGUAAUGCAACUCGUAUCCUGGUCUACACCUCAGACGAUAUCUUCCACCUGGCAGGUGAUGGGAAGCUUGCUGGGAUCUACCAACCUAACGACGGAAAAUGCCACCUGAAUAGCAAUGGGCUCUAUAAUAAGGACACCGUUUAUGACUAUCCCUCAGUUGGACACCUAUCUCAGGUCCUAUCAGCCAAUAACAUCAGGCUGAUCUUUGCAGUGACAGACCAGCAUAUUCAAAACUAUGAGGCACUCAGUGAGAUGAUCCCCCAGUCGGUGGUGGGCCUCCUGGAGGAUGACUCCAGCAACGUUGUUCAGCUCAUCUCUGAGGCCUGCAACAACCUAUUGUCCUCCAUCCUCCUGGAGCACCGUGACGUCCCACCAGGCCUGGGGGUCUCCUACAACUCCCACUGUGGUGAUGACAGGCUAGCUCAGGGGCAGGACAGAGGGGAGUGCAGUGAUGUCAGAACCAAUCAACAGGUCAAUUUCACAGUUACUGUGACCAGCUCGAGCUGUCUGUCCAAGACAGAGUCUUUCAUCAUCAAAGUGCAGGGUAUCAAUGAAGAGCUGAGGGUUACCGUGGAGACGCUGUGUGACUGUGACUGUCAGGACUCCGAGGAACAGUCAUCCCAGUGUCAUGGCAAUGGAACAUUCCACUGUGGUAUCUGUAGCUGUGAUUCAGGACACACAGGCCAGCGUUGUGAGUGUGAAACACAGCCGGACAAAGACACCAGUCUGGCCUUAGAGACCCUGUGUUCACCUGCACAGACAAACAGCACAGGCACACCACUGUGCAGCGGCCAUGGGAGCUGUGUGUGUGGCCAAUGUAUCUGCUGGGGCCAACACAGGGGCCAACACUGCCAGUGUGACGACAUUAGCUGUAACCGUCACAACAACAUGAUCUGUGGCGGUAAUGGGAGGUGUGACUGUGGUAACUGUGAGUGUUUCCACAACUACACAGGCCCUGCAUGUGAAUGCUCUACCCUCACAGAUCAGUGCCAGACCAGUAACGAUGGAAUCUGCUCUCACCGAGGACAGUGUGAAUGUAAUGAAUGCCAUUGUCACCCUGGUUUCUUUGGCAGCCACUGCACCAAGCCCCUGGCACCAUGUGACACAUACCGGGCCUGUGUUGCUUGCAUGUUACAUGAGUCAGCCAUAAACAUGUGUCACCAUCCCUGUGGCUCUGCCAAGCCUAUCCGCAUCAAUGGGACUCAAUCAUUCACCUGUCAGGAUGAUACUGUACGUUUUAAUGUGGAACUCCUCAUAAAUACUGGUGACAUCUUUGUCUACUACACAGAUACUCCAAGAGGGAUUGACCCAUGGAUUAUAAACAUGGGGAAGGCAGUGGUAGGAAUCGUUUUACUGGGUGUCAUCAUGAUAAUAAUUUACCGGCUGAUGUUAGAAGUGUCCUACCAGCGGGAGCGUAGAAGUUUCCUGAAGGAUAAGGAAAAUAUCUGCUGGGAAGACACUCAAAAUCCACUGUUCCAAGAGGCCAAGACAACAUUCACCAACCCCAUGCAAGUGUUGGAGCCAGAUGCAGAUUGUGCUACAUCAACCUUUGGAAAAUAAAACAAAUGUGAUGUGGUCUAUUAUGGCUCAGCUGAAUUGUUGUAGGAGAUAUGAUACUUGGUGGGAUUUUUAUGUGGCUGGAGAUUUUUUGUUGUUAAAUGUACAUGUGAAAGAACCCAAGGAAAGUGGUGUUCUACUUUGUGUAUGAAUAGUAGCUUUCAUAAUCCUGCCAAAAUGUAGAACAUCACAUCACACUAUAUCCAGUGAUCCUCUGAUAUAAAAUCAAUGGUUUGGAGACGUUAUAGCGACUCCCCCAAAAAUGUGUUGCCAUUCUUUGAUAAAACGUACAAAAUGUAUUGUAGCCUACAAUAAAAGUACAGUAUUUCAAG
Molecule: messenger RNA, 3092 nt
Organism: Oncorhynchus mykiss (rainbow trout)
Lineage: Eukaryota; Metazoa; Chordata; Actinopteri; Salmoniformes; Salmonidae
Product: integrin beta-7
Biological process (GO): integrin-mediated signaling pathway; cell-matrix adhesion; leukocyte migration
Cellular component (GO): integrin complex; focal adhesion; cell surface
Molecular function (GO): integrin binding
Source: RefSeq, a predicted model, not a curated record